GUUAGAUGACGUAGAACGUCACGGAGGGCGGAAGUCGCGCCUGGUGUUUUGAAAUCUGUGCUCCCGCGCGCUUUAGGGUCGGCCACGGUGAGGUCCGGCCGCAGCCCGGUUCUUGGAGGGCCCUCUGACGUCUGUUCUCUGGCCCCUGCCGCCCUGACGCCGCAGCCGCGCCAUGUCCACCCCUCCGCUGGCGGCGUCGGGGAUGGCGCCCGGGCCCUUUGCCGGGCCCCAAGCUCAGCAGGCCGCUCGAGAGGUGAAUACGGCGUCGCUCUGCCGCAUCGGGCAAGAGACGGUCCAGGACAUCGUGUACCGCACCAUGGAGAUCUUCCAGCUCCUGAGGAACAUGCAGCUACCAAAUGGUGUCACUUACCAUACUGGAACAUAUCAAGACCGGUUAACAAAGCUGCAGGAUCACCUUCGCCAACUGUCAAUUCUCUUCAGGAAGCUGAGAUUGGUCUAUGACAAAUGCAAUGAAAACUGUGGAGGGAUGGAUCCCAUUCCAGUAGAGCAACUUAUUCCAUAUGUGGAAGAAGAUGGCUCCAAGAAUGAUGAUCGGGCUGGCCCACCUCGUUUUGCUAGUGAAGAAAGGCGAGAAAUUGCUGAAGUAAAUAAAAAACUCAAACAGAAGAAUCAACAGCUGAAGCAAAUUAUGGAUCAAUUACGAAAUCUCAUCUGGGAUAUAAAUGCCAUGUUGGCAAUGAGGAACUAAACUGAUAUUUAAAUUUCCUGCUUUGUGCCUAUUACACUGUUAGGUUUUUUUCCCCAGGUAUUUUUCCCCUUUAAAGAAGAUUAUUUGCCUGCUUUUAUUUCAUCAGGAGCACUAAAGUUCUUUUUUCUAUAUUGUGGUUUUACAUUAAAGUAUUCAUUAACUUUUUAAAA
Messenger RNA from Tupaia belangeri chinensis (Chinese tree shrew), 879 nucleotides. RefSeq names its product mediator complex subunit 30 (gene MED30). Gene Ontology annotation, molecular function: transcription coregulator activity. The coding region runs from base 173 to 709 and encodes 178 amino acids. The transcript has 4 exons. Lineage: Eukaryota; Metazoa; Chordata; Mammalia; Scandentia; Tupaiidae. The record is from RefSeq and is a predicted model, not a curated record. Gene Ontology annotation, biological process: positive regulation of DNA-templated transcription. Gene Ontology annotation, cellular component: mediator complex.